AUGAAUCCCUCUACCGUCAACGAGUUCGUCCCCAUCACCGAAAUCAACCUCAACCCACAAAAUCUAAGCCCACAGAAAAACCUCAUCCGCCGCUUCUACAAAGACCUAUGGGACAAACAAGACACAUCCCUCAUCCCAGCCUUAAUCCAUUCCAACUUCCAAUUCCGCGGCUCCCUCGGUCCCGCCUUGACGGGCCACGCCGAAUUCGCCGCCUAUGUACACUGGCUCACCGGCAUCCUCGACUUAGUUGAAGAAGGGGACAAAGUAACGGCCAAGCUUCGAUUUCAUGGUAUACAUAGAAAUGGGAGUUUGUUUGGACAGCCAUCGACAGGGAGAUGGGUGUGGUGGGAUGGAGUUGCUAUUUUUACGUUCGAGGAUGAUAAGAUUAACGAUCUAUGGGGGGGAUGUUUACGGGCUGAUGGGGAGGUUGAAGGAGGCUGA
This is a messenger RNA of Talaromyces marneffei, 441 nucleotides long. RefSeq lists its product as uncharacterized. The coding region runs from base 1 to 441 and encodes 146 amino acids. The record is from RefSeq and is a predicted model, not a curated record. Gene Ontology annotation, biological process: polyketide metabolic process. The transcript has a single exon. Lineage: Eukaryota; Fungi; Ascomycota; Eurotiomycetes; Eurotiales; Trichocomaceae.